AUGGUUGAUGCAGCUCUAAUCAGUGGUUUGCUUUCAAACUUGAUACCUCUGAUUAAGGAUGAAUUCAAGUUGAUUUUGAGUUUUAAGAAGGAGGUUGAAAAGCUAUCCAGCACGCUAUCUACAAUUAAGGCCGUACUUGAGGAUGCUGAGAGAAAGAACGUGCGGGAGAAGGACAAACAAACGGAAGAUUGGUUGCGGAAACUCAAAGAUGUAGCGUAUGAGGUUCGAGACAUUAUGGAUGAGUGCAUAUUUGAAGAUCUUCGUCUUCAAGUCAACAGACUUAAUGCCUCCUCUUCAACCCGGAUCCAGGUAACCAACUUUAUCACCCAUCAUUUUAUCAAUAAUAAGACGCGUCUCAAAAUUGGUCACAAAAUUAAGGAUGUUCAAGAGAAACUAGACCAAAUUUCUUCCGAACGACAAAUGUUACAUAUGCGUGACUCAAAAAUAAUAGACAAGUUGACUAGUAGCUGUCGUGAAACCAUGUCUCUUUCUAGUUGUACUACAGUAUAUGGAAGAGAUGUGGAAAAGAAAAGGAUUAUUGAUAUUCUAGUCAAUACAUCUAGUGUUAAUGUUGCCAAAAAACUAUCUGUUCUUCCCAUUGUUGGAAUUGGGGGUCUUGGUAAAACAACACUUGCCCAAAUGAUCUUCAAUGACGAGAAGGUUUCAAAUCAUUUUAAUACUAAAAUCUGGGUUUGUGUUUCUGAUGAAUUUGAUAUUAAGUUGGUCAUCAAAGCAAUCAUAGGAACAAAUAAUGAAACUUCCUUGGAGAUAUUGCAGCAAAUGAUUCAAGAUAAAUUGAGAGGGAAAAGAUAUUUGAUUGUAUUGGAUGAUGUUUGGAAUGAAAACGAAGAUGCAUGGAAUCAGUUGAGAUCUAUAUUAGAUUGUGGAUCAAAUGGUGCGUUCAUCAUUACCACGACACGUAAAAGAAAUGUGGCAAAAAUCAUGGAAACUGUUCAGCAUUUUGAGUUAUCAUCUCUAUCUGAAAAUGAUUGUUUGUUAUUAUUCGAGGAACGUGCAUUUGUGCAUGGAAAAUCAAAAGCUCCAAACUUUAUUAAGAUUGGUAAAGAAAUAGCUAGAAAAUGUAAGGGUGUUCCCUUAAUUGCAAAGACAUUGGGAAGUCAACUGUGGUUCAAAGAUGACGAAAAAGAAUGGUGCAGAAUAAGAGAUAGCGAGAUAUGGGAGAUAUCCCAAGAUGAAGAAUCUAAUCUCUUGUCUAUUCUAAGGUUGAGUUACUAUGACCUCCCUUAUCAUUUGAGAAGAUGCUUUGUGUUUUGUGCUAUAUUUCCCAAAGAUACUGAAAUUAAAAAGGAGAUAUUAAUUCAAUUGUGGAUGGCCCAUGGAUUAAUACUUACAGUUAAAAACCAAGAAGUUGAAGAGAUUGGGAAUACAAUUUGGAAGGAGUUGUGUUGGAGAUCCUUUUUUCAAGAUGAAAAAGAGGGAGUAAGAUGGCCAUGGGAUGAUAGAGUUUAUACAACAUGUAAGAUGCACGAUCUUAUGCACGAUCUUGCCCAUUCUAUUAUUAAAGAUGAAUGUUAUACUAUGGAUGCUAAGAGCUCAAGUGAUGGUUUAGGACGACAAAUUCGUCAUGUUACAGUAAUGGUAGACGAGUUAGACAAAACAUCAGUUUGUUCUCUUAAGAAAAUUGGAGGGCUGCAAUCAAUAAUGUUCAAAAGCAGAGUUUAUAGUAAAGUCACAAAGGAGAUUUUGAUUGUCUUGAAGGAAAUUCCCUCUUUACGUGUUCUUGAAGUAAGCCUUGAUGUGCAAUAUCAAGAUUUGCAUUAUGUGAAAUGUCUAAAACAUCUUAGAUACUUGGACAUUUCCAAUAGCAAGAUAACAACAUUGCCUAAUAGUAUUUGUGAUCUUUUAAACUUACAAACUCUGAAACUCAAUUAUUGUUCUAAGCUUGAAAGUUUGUCUAGAAAUACGAGGAAUCUUAUUAACUUGAGACAUCUUUAUUUGGAGGGUUGUAAUGGUUUAAGUUAUAUGCCUAGAGGGAUGAGGCAAUUGAAACAUCUCAAGACGUUAAGCUUGCUUGUGAUAGGCAGGGAGGAGAGAGACUGUCAACUAGAUGAAAUAAAAGAAUUGGAUAUUGGCGGAUAUUUGAAAAUUAAGAACAUUGGAAAAGUUAGUGAUGCAUCUAUUACAAGAGGGAUAAGUAUGGCUAAAAAGUCGAGUAUCAAUGAGUUGGAGUUGGAAUGGACAUCAAAGAAUGAAGUUGAUGAUAAUCAGACCAAAACUAGACAUGAGAAAAUAGGUGAAGCUCUAGAGGUUUCAACUGCGAGGCUGAAGAUAUUGAAAAUGAGUGAUUACAAAGGUGUGAAUCUCCCUAAAUGGGUGGGAAAGUCAUCUUCUUCUCUAACAUUCCUUGAGAUUAAGGGCUCGGACAAUGUGAAUACUAUUGUUAGUAGUAGUGAUGACAAUGAAAUGAUAGUACUAUUCCCUUUGUUAGAGAAACUUGUUAUUGAAAGCUUGAAGAAUUUGAGGCAAUUGGUGUCUGGUAGUGGUAGGAGUACUGUAGCAUUCCCUAAUCUAUGCAAUCUGAAGAUAUUUAAUUGCCCAAAGCUAGGGAAGUUGCCACCACAUCUCAAAGCACUCAAAGAUGUAACUGUUUCCGGUGAAUGUUCGGAUGAAUUGUUAUAUAGCAUCUUGAAUCUUAAUGGUCUCACUCGUCUCGAACUAUGGUCAUUGAAUAAUAAUGUGGAUCACAUAUUCCUUGUCAACAACAUUAAUGGAAUUGAAGUAGUGUUAUUCCCUUUGCUAAAGGAAUUUUUUAUUUAUUGCAUGAAGAAUUUGAGGGAAUUGGUGUUUCCUACUAUUUCUAGUGCCGGAGCAUUCCCUAAUCUAUCACAGAUUCAGAUAUCUUGUUGCCCAAAGCUAGGGGCCUUGCCACCUCAUCUCAAAGCACUCAAAUAUGUAAGUGUUUGGGAUGAAUGUUCUGAUGAGUUGUUAGAUAGCAUUUCAAAUCUUAGUGCUCUCACUCAUCUCACUCUUCAGUCUAUGAAAGAAAGAAGUGUUUUAUUUCGAGCGGAUAAGUCAUUAAUGUUUGAUGAGAUACCAUCAUCAUCAACCCUUGAAGACAAUAAUGAAGUACAAUUUGGAGUACGCUUAACUUUCCAAUCUCUUCGAUCUCUGACUAUUGUGAAUUGCCGCAAGUUAAGGCGUUUGUUUGAUGAGGGAAUGAUAAGGCAAGAUACAUUAAACAUUAUUGGCUGCGAGAACCAACAAAAGCAUCAUCUUCAAGGACAAACAAACCUCAUGAACUCUCUCACGGAAUUGACUAUUCUUAAUUGUCCCGAGUUGACGAUAUCACUUGAGGAAUUUGAAAACCUCGAUAUUGUUAAUUCACUACAGAGAUUGUGGAUUGAUACUUGUCCUAAGUUGGUGUCUUCAGAAGAAGUAGACGAUGUUAUCGCACUUCUACGUUCCCUUAAAACAAGAAUUGGUCGUGAGAAGUUCUCAUUAGAUAUUCUAUUGUAA
Impatiens glandulifera is the source of this 3477-nucleotide messenger RNA. Its product is annotated as putative disease resistance protein RGA3. Bases 1 to 3477 code for a protein of 1158 amino acids. Gene Ontology annotation, molecular function: ADP binding. Lineage: Eukaryota; Viridiplantae; Streptophyta; Magnoliopsida; Ericales; Balsaminaceae. Gene Ontology annotation, biological process: defense response to other organism. The transcript has a single exon. The record is from RefSeq and is a predicted model, not a curated record.